Messenger RNA from Dendrobium catenatum, 1794 nucleotides. Its product is annotated as adenine nucleotide transporter BT1, chloroplastic/mitochondrial. The transcript is spliced from 3 exons. The coding region runs from base 379 to 1578 and encodes 399 amino acids. Gene Ontology annotation, biological process: transmembrane transport. The record is from RefSeq and is a predicted model, not a curated record. Lineage: Eukaryota; Viridiplantae; Streptophyta; Magnoliopsida; Asparagales; Orchidaceae.
GCUAACCCUUCGAAUAGAACCCCACCUUUCAGAUUAGAGCGUGCGAGGGAAGAGAAGAAGCACAGGGGAGAGCAUAUUCCCGUUGCUUUUCUCUGCCAUCACACAGAUCUUUUCUCCACCAAGUUUUCAGUUGUUCGGCUGCUGUUAUUCUUCUUGUCUUCGUACUUGUAACCGAUUCUUGAUUGUUGCCUCGAAGUCUAUCUUCCUUGAUAUUGGUGUUUGAAUUUUCUAUCAUGUUUAAUCGUUGCGCUGAACCCUUUCGUUUGCAAUCUUCAUCUGGGAAAUUUGCUGUUCUUUGAAAUUUUCGUGAAAUGUGGGUGCUGGUGGUGAUUUUGUGAGAGUACAGAAAUCUUUCAGAACGGGUAAGGCCGUAAAAGGAUGGGAAGAAAGGGAUUUCCUUUGUUGGAGAGCAAGAAGGAUGGAUUUCCUUCCUUUCCUGAUUUAGGGUUUUCAUGGAAUCUUCAAGAGGAUUUCUAUCCUCUUGGGGGCUUGUUUGCGAGUGUGGGGCAGAUGGGAGUUGGGUUUGGAAUUUCACCUAGCCCUCCUAAUUGUAGAGAAAAUAGUGCGGCGGCAUCAACGGAUCUGUAUUUGAAGUAUGUAUCUUCAGAGUUUAUGCAUCGGAUUCCGUCAGAAGCUGUGGUUGCGGCUGCUGGUGUGAUGGAGGAAGAUGGUUUUAAGAAGGCGGAGAAGAGGUUUAGUGGAAAGUUGAAGAUUAGGAUUGGGAAUCCGUCGUUUAGGAGAUUGGUCAGUGGGGCUUUUGCUGGGGCUGUUUCAAGAACAGCAGUUGCUCCGCUGGAAACAAUUCGAACGCAUCUAAUGGUGGGUAGCAGUGGGAAUUCAACGGCUGAGGUUUUCGAGAAUAUUAUGCAGAAAGAUGGGUGGAAGGGGCUGUUUCGUGGCAACCUUGUUAACGUUAUUCGAGUUGCUCCUAGUAAAGCCAUUGAGUUAUUUGCCUAUGAUACAGCAAAAAAGUUUUUAACGCACAAGUUUGGCGAGCCAUUCAAGAUUCCUGUCCCAGUUUCACUUAUUGCUGGAGCCUGUGCUGGAAUCAGUUCCACCCUCUUAACAUAUCCUCUUGAACUACUAAAGACCAGGCUUACCAUAGAGAGAGAUGUAUACGACAAUCUCUUCCACGCAUUCGUGAAAAUCUUGCGAGAUGAAGGGCCGUCGGAGCUCUAUCGAGGCCUCACUCCAAGUUUGAUCGGUGUAGUUCCAUAUGCUGCCACUAAUUAUUUUGCCUACGAGACAUUGAAGAAGGCUUACAGGAAAACCUUUGAUAAGGAGGAUAUUGGCAAUAUCCCAACUCUUCUAAUUGGAUCCGCAGCAGCUGCAAUUUCCUGUAGUGCUACUUUUCCAUUGGAGGUUGCACGCAAGCAAAUGCAGGUUGGAGCUGUCAAUGGCAGAAAAGUCUACAGGAACAUGCUUCAUGCUAUUCUUACCAUAUUGGAGAAGGAAGGAAUUGGGGGAUUGUAUAAAGGGUUGGGGCCUAGUUGCAUGAAGCUGGUGCCAGCCGCAGGCAUCUCUUUUAUGUGCUAUGAGGCGUGCAAGAAGAUACUGAUUGACAAAGAAGAUGAUUGAGGUACAGCAGAGUUCUGAAUUAGUUAACUGACCUUUUAUUUCUUUUAUAUUUUGUCAUGAAUCUUGCCUCGGCUAUGGCUUCAUAUUUUUUGCUUAUUUAUUUGUGCACUUAUACCUUAUAUCAAUUGACAGUAAUUGGUGUUUCAAAUAAUAGGAGACCAGUUUUUUAACGUGAAAGCCAAUGCAAACUAAUAAAGGUCAAGAGAAUUUUUUUCC